Terrapene triunguis (Three-toed box turtle) is the source of this 3704-nucleotide messenger RNA. It is a transcript of the gene PRC1, whose product is annotated as protein regulator of cytokinesis 1. NCBI's taxonomy places the organism in Eukaryota, Metazoa, Chordata, Testudines, Emydidae. Gene Ontology annotation, molecular function: microtubule binding. Gene Ontology annotation, cellular component: spindle; mitotic spindle midzone; cytoplasm. The coding region runs from base 61 to 1893 and encodes 610 amino acids. Gene Ontology annotation, biological process: microtubule cytoskeleton organization; mitotic spindle midzone assembly. The transcript has 14 exons. The record is from RefSeq and is a predicted model, not a curated record.
UCGGGGAGCGGCUGGCGGCGCGGAGCGGUGCGGAGCGAGGGGCCGGGGGGCGCCGCCGCCAUGAGGAAGAGCGAGGUGCUGGCUGCAGAGUCCGUGGCAUGUCUGAACAAAGCGCUGGGUCACCUUCGGGAUAUCUGGGAGGAGAUUGGGAUCCCUGAGGAGCAGCGACUGCAACGAACAGAAGUGGUGAAGAAGCACAUCAAGGGUCUGCUGGACAUGAUGGUGGCUGAGGAGGAGAACCUGAAGGAGCGUCUCCUGAAAAGCAUUGCUAUGUGUCGCAAGGAACUGGACACUCUCUGCAAGGAGCUCCAGCUGGAUCCAUUUGAAGAGGAGGAGGAGAGCACCAUCCUGCAGCUGGAAAAGGACUUGCGCACCCGCCUGGAAGUGAUGCUGAAGCAGAAGAGAGAGAGGAAGCAGGAGCUGAAAACUCUGCAAGAACGCGACCAAGACUUGUGUGACCUUCUCUGCAUGACCCCCUACAGCAUUGACAGCAACUCCGUGCCCAGCCUGGAGGAGCUCGACUGCUUCAGACGCCACCUGGCAGCACUGGCUGCUGAGAAGGAGCGCAGGAGAGAGGAGUUCGUCAGGGUCAAACGGCAGAUCAUUCUGUGCAUGGAGGAGCUGGAUCAUGUCCCUGACACCAGCUUCGAGCGGGAUGUGGUGUGUGAGGAUGAGGACGCCUUCUGCCUAUCUAUGGAGAACAUUGCUGCUCUUAAAGAGCUGCUGCAGCAGCUGGAGGCCCGGAGAGCUUUAAAUGAAGCUGUUUGCGGUGAGCUGCGCUCCAGAAUUGUGGAGCUCUGGGACAGGCUGCAGGUGCCUGCGGAGGAGAGAGAAGCCUUUGCCACAUACAUGACCGGAUCCAGAGCCAAAACCAGGAAAGCCCUGCAGUUCGAGGUGGACCGUCUGGAGGAGCUGAAGCUGCAGAACAUGAAGACUGUGAUUGAAGCAAUCAGAGCAGAGCUGGCCGCUUACUGGGACAAAUGCUUUUACGGCACUGAGCAGAGACAAGCUUUUGCCCCUUACUUCGAGGAGGACUGCACCGAGACCCUGCUGCAGCUCCACGACGCUGAGGUGGGGCAUGUGAAGCAUUACUACGAGACACACAAAGAGCUCUUUGAAGCUGUUCAGAAAUGGGAGGAAAACUGGAGGCUUUUCCUGGAGCUGGAGAGAAAAGCAACGGACCCAAGUCGCUUUGCUAACCGAGGGGGCAACCUCCUGAAGGAAGAAAAGCAGCGAGCGAAACUGCAGAAGACUCUCCCCAAACUGGAGGAGGAGCUGAAAGUUCGGGUUGAGGCCUGGGAACAGGAGCAUGAGGAGGCCUUCUUGGUGAAUGGGCAGCGGUUCAUGGAAUACGUGAGCGAGCAAUGGCAGCUGCAUCGGCUGGAGAAAGAGAAGGAGAAGCAGGAACGGCAACUGAAGAAGAGUCGUCAGAUUGAGGAGGAGAUGCUGUAUGGCAGCGUCCCGAGGACACCCAGCAAGCGCCGGGUCCUAGGCGCCAACACGCCUGGCAAAGUGAGGAAGCUCAAUGCAACUUCCUGUACCACUCCCAACAGCACAUUCCGUUCUGCCUUUGGGGGGACGCUCUUCCACUCCCCGGUGUCCCGCCCACCACCCUCUGGAGGCAAGCUCGGCCCGCCUGCUCGGACCCCCAGCCGCGUGGCCAUGAAGCCCCCUCGCACGGCACAUGCAGAACGGAACAAGGAGAACAUGUCCCAGUUGAAUGGAACCACCCUGAGCGGUGGGUGCACCCCCACAGCCCCUGCCCAGCGUAACUACAGCAUUAACUCUGUUGCCAGCACCUAUUCUGAGUUUGCGCGCGAACUUUCAAAGGCUUCCAAAUCUGACACCAGCUCCCGGAUCCUGAACUCCACAACCACCCACAUCCACUGCUGAGGAGGCCACAGCCAGAGGGUUCCAGCUGUUUAGAUGUGCUGGGUCGCUGCUCUGGCACAGCAUGACUGGAGUGUGCGUCCCUUCGGCUGGAGAGGAAAACGGCAAGUGUCCCACGUUGGAUUUUUAGCUGGGCCCUGCAUGCUGCCGUGUUCCUGUGUGCCCACAGCAGGGCCCAUGGCCUGCGGGCAGCCAUCCCCACGGCGAGAGGCAGGAGCAAGCAGUGGGGGGAGGGAGACUCUUUUUUUAAAUGGUUUUUACUACAGUGACUUUCAGGUUUUACGUUAGAUGCAAUGUUUUAAAAAGAGCUGGGCUGCUCCUGCCCAGGGCUCCCUGCUCUUCAUACACUACUGCAUGGCCCAUGGAGCCCUGGAGUGGGGCAGCCAGAGCCUCCCAGGGCAACUUCUACCCCUGCCCCUCAGCUGCCUCUCAGCCUCUGCUUUGCCUGCCUGGGCUGUGAUGGGUUAGUUCUUUGGCUCUCAGGCUCGGCUGCUCUCUGAGGUGCUAGAGCCCAAAGCAUCUUACUCCGUAUCGGUUCUCCUGCAUACUUACCCCUUCCCCGAGCAUUUCCCAGCAGAGGGGCUGGGGGCUGCCUGGUGCCCACCCUUCCUGAAGCGCAGUCAGCCUAGGGCUCCAGAACAGCACUAGCUUCUUAGCCUGCUGCCAAUGUGCUGUGUGGGGUGAAGCCAGUACCUUGUCCUGCCCUUAGCGUGCAACAGUCCUGCUGGGCCAAGGCGUGGGCAUAAAGGGAGAAGGUCUUGGCAGUGCUCCAUAGAAAGGGGCUAGGGUGCUUGACUCAUCCUCCCCCAGCUGGAAUGCCUGUUCCAGCCAGGCCUGGGGGCCAAGCAUUCCCUCCCAGGAUCCCUUCAUCAGCACUGACUUAGGGCCAGGCAGCCUGGCACUUUCCCAGCACAACCUGCCCUUCUAAAGACGAAGGCAGCUGAGCUGGGGAGAGACUUGGCUGAUUCCACCUCCUGCCUGCUAGACUCAACUUCGCAGCCCUGUAACGGUAGAAACCCCCAGGUGUAGUGCUUUGUACCUGUGCUGCUGGGACAGCAGGGGCACUCCACCUCUGGGAGAGGCAAGGGGAGCAGGCCUGUUGACACCGCUGGCUAGAGGGGGUAUUAGCUACACCCAUCUAUGUUGCUCAAAGGGUGGAUUACUGACACAAGGGCUCAUGGGGUCAUGAAUUGAGCAGCAGCCCAGCUUCCCCAGGCCAUGUGUCAGACUAACCCUUGGCAGAGGCAGUAAUCCCCUCAGCCAGCCCCUGCCCCCUAGAGCAGGGGUUAGUCUGUACCCGGCUAGGAAGCAGGUCUAGGCCUGUUCCCUUAGCAAGCGGCACCUUUCCGCUGCUCUGAGCAGGCUGGAGCUGGGCCUAUGCCUGUUUGAACCUCUGUUCCCAUCACUGAGUGAUGCUCUGUAAAUAGUGUUCUCGUCCCUGAUCAUGAACCAAUGUGCACCUUAUCACUACAGCUCCCCUGGCUUGGUUAUUUAUUCUCAUGCUGGCCCUUGCCUGCUGGGGCUCUCUGUACACAGAUGGGACCAAGCGCUUCUCCAUAGGGGGUGAGGGGUCCUAGGCAGCUCUGUGCUAGCACUACAGGGGAACUGCAUGGUACGGUUUGACUGCAGCAUGGGGGAAGCAUCUUGCUACUCAAGCACUUUUGUCUAGUGCCUAUUUUAACCUCCCCUGCCCCCUUUAACCUUUGCCUCCCCUUGCUGGUAGGGAGGGAACAGUGUGGAAUGAAUUUGUUACUCAUGGUGCCUGUUAAGUGUACAGUUCAACUCUGGAGGAAAUAUAUUCAGCAGCUUCUUCA